UUUCGAUUGUGUAGUGAAUCAUCGAGAGCAUGGACAUUUUGUUUCUAUUGUGAAAUUAAUUCAAUGAAAUUUUUCGGAGCCGGUCGUUUAAAACAUUUUUAUGUAUUUAAGUUCUUUGUAUUAGCUCGGUUUGGACAACCAAGGUACAUCGUUACAAAAUGGCACAAUUUUUCAAUAGAUUAGGACAACUUGGUGUAGGCCUGAUUGUGACUGGAAGCGUUGUUAACUCUGCCCUUUAUAAUGUGGAUGGAGGUCAUAGGGCUGUUAUCUUCGACAGAUUUGCGGGUAUAAAGAAUCAUGUUGUAGGAGAAGGAACACAUUUCUUUGUUCCUUGGGUACAGAAACCUAUCAUAUUUGAUAUUCGAUCUAGGCCAAGAAAUGUCCCUGUCAUUACCGGAAGCAAAGAUCUUCAAAAUGUUAACAUCACGCUUCGUAUCCUCUUUAGACCAGUACCAGAUUCGUUGCCAAAGAUCUAUACUAUUCUUGGCGUAGAUUACGAUGACAGAGUACUGCCGUCUAUCACUACCGAAGUAUUGAAAGCUGUAGUUGCUCAGUUCGAUGCAGGAGAAUUAAUCACCAACAGGGAAAUUGUAUCUCAGAAAGUUAGCGAAGAUUUAACGGAAAGGGCUUCACAGUUUGGAUUAAUUUUAGACGAUAUUUCUAUUACGCAUUUAACCUUUGGAAAAGAGUUCACACAGGCUGUAGAGUUGAAGCAGGUAGCACAGCAAGAAGCAGAAAAGGCACGUUUCUUAGUAGAGAAGGCAGAACAACAAAAGAAAGCAGCCGUCAUUACUGCUGAGGGUGAUGCACAAGCUGCCAGUUUAAUCGCUAAGUCUCUUGGUGAAGCUGGCGAUGGAUUAGUUGAACUUAGAAGAAUUGAAGCUGCCGAAGAUAUUGCUCUUAAUCUGUCUAAAUCCCGUCAAGUAGCUUAUUUGCCACCAGGUCAAAACGUCUUACUAAACCUACCACAAUAAAGAGAUAGAUUGGAACAGACAUUGUACACUUAAGUCGUGCAUUUAUAUCAUAACAAAUGCAUUUUUAUGCUACAAUGGUGUAUGAUAAGUAGAUGCUAUCGGAAGCUCCCUAAAAGUGUUGGUUAACAGGAAUAUAUAACGUUUCAUAGCAUUUAUAUUUCAGUUCUAGAUUUACAUCUUUUAUACAUGAAUACGUUCCUGUACUUUUUACCAUACUCAAACAAUUUUGAACAAUUUAUUCUAUACUUCCAGGUGUAUACUUUUACAGACCCCUUUCUUUGGUUAUAUAGUUGUUGCUCGAUAACCUGGAAGCGCAUCUGUAUAUUGCUAUCUACGAUUCAUUUUGAUUGCUUUGCAGAAUGAGGAGAGCAUUUUCCCUAUGUUAUCAAUAUACCGAUACACCGAUUUGUUAUCUGUUCUUCUUAAACUGGUGUUUAUUGAUUUACCAAUUUUUGGCUCUCUACCUCGUUGUAAAAAUCAUAUGAGCUAGCAAGCAAUAACAGCACCACUUGUUUCAGUGUCAAGUAAUAAAAGCUGCUUUUUUUUAUCAUAUUUCUAUAAUUUUGUUACAAUUUACGUUACAUCAUGUAUAAACAAUCGACAUACGGCUAAAUCUUUACACAUCUCAGGUAUUAUGUGCCGCAGAAUUAAGAAUUAUAAUACCACGUAUGCGGUCACGGAUUGUAAAAAAAGAUUUUGUAAUGCGAAGUCAGCAAUGCAACACUUAUAUUUUUAACAUGUCAACUCGCCCUGUAUUGUUACAUUAUAAACAGGGUGAUACAAAUAUGCUUCUAGCGUAGUAAUUAUGUAUACAAACACAGUAAUUCUGUGAAUAAUGUUAGUAACUAUUAUUGUAAAAGUCUCCCCAACUUAAAUGUUAUUUUUUAGAACGGAAAGCUGCACAUUUUAUUUGGUUUGCACCUUAUGUUGCUUGAAACUUUGAGUUUUCUUUUCGUUUGUACAAGCACAAUCAAGGAAAAGGACAUGGAGGUUUCAUCACGGCGAUCUAUUUGCAAGAGUUGUUUGCUAGGUCAGAAUGAUCAAUCAGCGGCUCAAAAUUGGUGAAGAAUUAUCUCAGUAGGGGGUACUGUGGUUCCGCGUUUGUCGGCGUUGUCAGUUAAUAGAGAAAACAAUUCAUCAUAAUUUGGUGAACACCGCGGGGUGUCUUUCGAAGGUGGUCCGCAACGAAAAUUGGAAAUACUUGUUGCUAAUCAGAGGUGGGCAAAAUACUUAUCUAGAUAGAAAUCUCAAAUAAUAAUAAAAGGUAAACAACGUUUUAUCUUUUAUCCGUUCGAUAACAAUUACAUGCUGUAUUAUAAAACGAGUUUAUUUUCAUGUUGAACAAAUAAAAGUUUAUUUAAAUAAUUGUUCAUAAAUGUACAAUGUUAUUAUUCGUUACUUAUUGUUCGAAUAAGAUUUUGCUCAGUUCUGUUGUUACCUCAAAUUAAACUUUAUACUUUCUUAGGUUCUUUAUAAUUACUACACUAUAUGCCAGAAUUUAAAGUUACACGUGGAAUUUAGGGAAAUCAUUGGGACAUCACAGCUAAUAGUGUUCUCUGAACUAUGGAAUUUUUAUUGCAUCCCUUUUGUCGCUGAGUUUUUUUUAUGAUUUCCGAAUUAUUUGCAUGUAUUAACGAUUUCACUGAUAAUGAGCGUUGACGAGUCUACGUUUAAUUGUCUUACUUAUUAGAGCUACUUUUGCUUGGUAGUACUUUUGAGAGGAAGAAACGUUAGUGCUGGGAUAGGGAAUUUGCGUUGUUACAUAUUUCGUUAAUCUCAUUCUAUUUGAAUAAUUCAACAGCUAAGUAUUUUAUAAAUAUUCAAAUAUUGCGAAUAAACGUUGAAUAUGAUUAUUGAAAUAUGAAA
Molecule: messenger RNA, 2840 nt
Organism: Hylaeus anthracinus
Lineage: Eukaryota; Metazoa; Arthropoda; Insecta; Hymenoptera; Colletidae
Gene: Phb1
Product: protein l(2)37Cc
Exons: 4
Coding region: 159-974 (271 amino acids)
Biological process (GO): mitochondrion organization
Cellular component (GO): mitochondrion; membrane
Source: RefSeq, a predicted model, not a curated record